CUUGGUGGUGCCUUCCCUUCGAGACCCUAUUGCAGCUUCAGUUGCAGCGGAACCGCCAUCGCCACCGCCUCUCGUCCAACUCCCGUGACCUACACAGAUCUAAGGCCUCUGUGGGUUCUCGAAUUUUCUGGCAAUAUUGUUUCACCUGGAAUUGUGCGCAAUUUUUAUUAGGAUCUUUGCAUCGAAGCGCCAUGCCUCGCCAACGCUCUUCGCGACCUGCGCCACGGCCAGUGGCUCGCCAAGCACCGCCGCCAGCGCCCGUGCGCCAGGCACACCCGCCCGCAGUGCCGCAGCAGAGUCAGGGAGGAGGAGGAAUGUUGUCCGGGAUUGGGAGCACUAUCGCGCAGGGAUUGGCAUUUGGAACUGGGUCUGCCGUGGCGCACCGGGCAGUUGAUAGUGUCAUGGGACCGCGGACGGUAGUGCAUGAGCAUGUUGGAGGGCAGCCUGAUAGCGGUGGCCAGGCGCCCCUCGCGCAGCCCGUUUCUGCUGACGCUUGUGCCAACCAGUCGAAGGCGUUCCAGGACUGCGUGAAUGCCAACAACAGUGAUAUCGGGAGGUGCCAGUUUUAUAUCGAUAUGUUGAAUGAGUGCCGACGUGGGCCUACCCAAACGAUGCUUUGAGCUAGAGGAUUGUGUGUGGCAGGAUUAAGUAUAUUUCACAGGGUCUCGUAGUGUCAGAUUGACAGAGGGGAUCUCUCUGCCCUGGUUUUUACUUUGGGUUUAGGUUUGAGGAAGAAAGAUCUCUGGCGCAGAUGCAUCUAGUCGGCAAAUGUUUUUGACGGGAAAAAAUUGGCAAGUUGUUACUCCGCCCGUUGAUUAUUAAAGGCGAUCCUCUUCCAUCUGAGAUCGGCGCACACUAUACUUGUGUUUUCA
Physcomitrium patens is the source of this 872-nucleotide messenger RNA. RefSeq lists its product as uncharacterized. Gene Ontology annotation, cellular component: mitochondrion; nucleus. Gene Ontology annotation, biological process: mitochondrion organization. NCBI's taxonomy places the organism in Eukaryota, Viridiplantae, Streptophyta, Bryopsida, Funariales, Funariaceae. The record is from RefSeq and is a predicted model, not a curated record.